This is a messenger RNA of Anguilla anguilla (European eel), 3253 nucleotides long. RefSeq names its product RMI1, RecQ mediated genome instability 1, homolog (S. cerevisiae) (gene rmi1). Gene Ontology annotation, biological process: resolution of meiotic recombination intermediates; double-strand break repair via homologous recombination. The record is from RefSeq and is a predicted model, not a curated record. The transcript has 2 exons. Bases 849 to 2930 code for a protein of 693 amino acids. NCBI's taxonomy places the organism in Eukaryota, Metazoa, Chordata, Actinopteri, Anguilliformes, Anguillidae. Gene Ontology annotation, molecular function: nucleotide binding. Gene Ontology annotation, cellular component: RecQ family helicase-topoisomerase III complex; nuclear body.
CGCUAGCUAACACCAGUACACCAAGGAACAACGAAGACCGGAAGUAUUGCGUUUACUGGGUAGCUAACGCGUGAAUAAUCGCUACUCAUAGAAUAGCACCAAAGCCACACUAAUGAGUUUGACGGCGUUUCUGUGCCGCAUUUUAUCAUGAAAUGGCUGCUGGUUCCACAGAGAGCAAAUAUAGACUGAAACUUAGCUAGCAUGAUGGCGGACUACAUGUUAGCUAGUUUAGGAUGACCGACGUCCAUUUUAAAGUCAACAUUACCGCACGUUUAGUCUGUACCUACGUUAACAACGCAACGGGGUGGAAUUUAUCCACGUGAAUUAAUGACCCGCUUCGUAUAUCAAUCACACACUAUUUUUAACGAUAUGAAAGCACGCGUGAUGGUUUGAACACCGUGUGCUAGCACAACACGUCCACGGCUAGCUAGGCCCAACACCGUCAAACAAAAAGCGGGGGGUUCUAGUCUGCCAUUUAGCUACACUUGUAUUAAAGGUAAAAGGUUAGCUACAAUCUUAACUUGUCUGUGGGAUCAGAAUUGCAGCCAUUGGCGAGCUGAGACAAUGUUCUUAUAAAAGUGAAAGUAAAGCAUACUGAUCAGUGAUAAACAGGAAGGCCUAACGCCAGUCAUCGUUGCCCAGCACGGUUGACUAGUUAAUCGUCAAUUGGGGUAUUCAGUUCUUGGAAUUAGCCAUUAUUACGUUCAGAACUAUAAUAGUUUUCGCCAAGAUUUUUAGUCGGGCAAUUAAAAUGGAUAAAUUGCUUUCCCAAUUUAUGGCCAUCGCGAACAAUUGCCGAGAUGGUUGAGUAGGACCAGCCUGGUGACAGCAGCGGUGUGGCUGUGAGGAUGGGUGAGUCAGGCUUGGCGCAGAGGGCUAAGGACUGGCUGCGCUCCACUUGGCACGUGCAGGUGCCCUCUGUCUGGGUGGAGGCCUGUGUGGCCUGGGUGCUGCAGGGGGCUGGGGGAGCGCCCGUUUCCCAGGCCCAGGUCAACCGGCAGGCCCUGGAGCAGUGGCUCCUCACGGACCUGCGGGACCUGGCGCACCCCUCGCUGCCCCCGCUGGGACGGGCCCCGAAGGCGGAGCUGAGCGGCAGCUUCUGCGUGCAGAUGGACUCGGCGCUGGACGUGAGCCGCCCGGCCUACUCCCAGCUGCAGCAGCGCCGGGGGGCGGACUGCGCCAACGAGCGGGUGUCGGCGGCGACGCAGGCCACGCAGCGGCCCUGGGAGGCCACGCCCACGCGCGUGCUGAUGCUGCAGCUGACGGACGGUGUGCAGGACCUGGAGGCCCUGGAGUACCGGCCUGUGCCAGCCCUGAGCGCGGACCUCCCGCCCGGCACCAAGCUGCUCCUGCAGGGGGCGCUGGAGUGCCGCUUGGGCGUGCUCCUGCUGACGCCGGCCAACGUGCGGGUGCUGGGAGGGGAGGUGGAGGAGCUCCGGGACAUCCUGUCCCAGACCAGGGUGCUCGCCAGGGUCCUGGGGCUCCCCGAGGAAGACCAGCAAGCGGUCCAGGCCCGGGGGGCAGAGCCAGGCCCCAGGGACGUGGGCGUGUCGGACGAGGAGCUGCUGGCCAGCCUGGAGGCGGUGGCGGACAGCGGGUAUGGCAGCAGGAACGAGCGGCCGCACCCCAGCCCCGCCCCCCAGCGCUCUGUCGCCCCCGCUGAUUUUGAUGAAGACUUUGACGACCUUCCACUGGACGAGCUGGACAGUGUCAUCUUCCAGGAGGAAUACAGCCCCGCCCGGGAGGCGGAGCCUGAGCUAGUGGAGGUGCAGCCUAGAACAAGUGGGGUGGGGCAUGUGCCAGAGGAGUCCAGAACAAGGGGGGUGGGGCAUAGACCAGUGGAGGUAGAGCCUAGAACAAGUGGGGUGGGGCAUGGGCCAGAGGAGUCUAGAAAGAGGAGGGUAGGGCCUGAGCCAGUGGAGGUAGAGCCUAGAACAAGUGGGGUGGGGCAUGGGCUAGAGGAGUCUAGGAAGAGGAGGGUAGGGCCUGAGCCAGUGGAGGUGGUGCCAAGAACAAGUGGGGUGGGGCAUGUGCCAGAGGAGUCUAGAACAAGGGGGGUGGGGCAUGGACCAGCAGAGGUGGAGUCUAGAACAAGGGGGGUGGGGCAUGGGCCAGAGGAGUCUAGAACAAGGGGGGUGGGGCAUGGACCAGCAGAGGUGGAGUCUAGAACAAGGGGGGUGGGGCAUGGACCAGCAGAGGUAGAGCCUAGAACAAGGGGGGUGGGGCAUGGGCCAGUGGAGGUGGAGCCUAGAACAAGGGGAGUGGGGCAUGGGUCAAUGGAGAAGGAGCCUAGAGCAGGGGAGGGUAGGUCUGGGGUGGUGCCUGGGCUGGGCAGUGUGUGUGUUGGUGGUGGGGACAGAGACCCAGGAGCUGACAGGGUGUGUGCAGUGAAACCCAAGAGCAGGGCAGGUGCUGGGCCCGUGGGGCAGGGCGGAGCAGGGGAGGCGUCGUCUCCCCAGGGGGCCUUGGAGGGCGGGGCUGGCGCACUCGCCGCGGCGACGGACUCCAUCACUCCGCCGUUCACCUACCUGUGCGUGCUGGCGAGGGGCAGGGCCAGGCGGGCGCGGGUGAAGGCCUUCAUCAUCACCCUGCAGGGCAGCCUGCGGAGCAGCUCCGGGGCCUGGCAGGUGGGCGCCACCGUGUCGGACGGCACGGGCUACCUGGACGUGCGGCUGUCGGACGGCGUGCUGGCCGGCCUGAUCGGGUUCUCGGUGGCGGAGUCGCGCGCGCUGCGGAAGGAUCCGGAGCGGCAGCACCAGGUGCAGCGGGGCCUGCAGCGCUGCCAGGGCGCGCUGGUGGACAUGUGCUGCCUGAUGACCCUGCAGUACGACCCCGCCGCCGGGACCGGCACCGUCCUGAGCGCCGACCCGGUCACCGCCGACACCUGCAGGGAGCUGGAGAACCGCGUGCGCGGCCGGAACCAGCGCUGACCCAGACCCAGCGCUAACUUAGACCCAGCGCUAACCCAGACCCAACGCUAACUUAGACCCAGCGCUAACUUAGACCCAGCGCUAACUUAGACCCAGCGCUAACCCAGACCCAACGCUAACUUAGACCCAGCGCUAACCCAGACCCAGCGCUAACCCAGACCGAGCGCUAACUUAGACCGAGCGCUAACCCAGACCCAGCGCUAACCCAGACCCAGCGCUGACCUAGACCCAGCGCUAAUUUAGACCCAGCGCUAACCCAGACCCAGCGCUGGCCCAGACCGAGCGCUAACCCAGACUCAGCGCUGAUCCUGACCUAGCGCUAA